AUGGCCGCUGCCAAUAGCACGACAGGUGGGGAGGGGUCUGCCAUGCAGCACAUCUCUGCCAUGGCCAAUGGCGUGCACACGGUCCACGGCCACAUUAUCGAUGUGGGACCUCGGUACGGGCACUUUCGCUUCGUGGGCGAAGGCUCCUAUGGCGUCGUCGUCUCGGCCAAGGACUCCCAGACAGGCCAGCGCGUGGCCAUCAAGAAGAUGCUCCUCAAAGAACAUCUCUCUUUCUCGCGCCGUACCCUCCGCGAGAUCAAGAUCCUAACCCGCCUCGAACACGAGUGCAUCAUCAACGUCAUCGAGCUCAUCGCCGCCAGUGAGCCAGAGUCCAUCCGCGAGGUCUACCUCGUCCUCCGCCUCAUGGAAAUGGACCUUUACAAACUCAUCAAGACCCUUCGCAAGCGUGGUCAACUCAUCCCCCACCAACACACAUCUUACUGGAGCUAUCAAAUUCUCAAGGCCCUCAAAUACCUGCACUCUGCCAACGUCCUCCACCGUGACCUCAAGCCCCAGAACAUCCUAAUCAACAGCAGCACAGACUGCGCGCUCGUCAUCUGCGACUUUGGCCUGGCCCGCGUCGUUGACCCAGACAACCCCGAAAAGCUCUCGGAAUAUGUGGCCACCCGGUGGUAUCGGGCUCCAGAGAUCACCGUGUCCACCGAAUAUUGCGACCAGGCCAUGGACAUCUGGAGUGUGGGCUGCAUCUUGGGCGAGUGCAUCACCGGCCGACCACUUUUCCCCAGCCGCAAUGCGGUUGAUCAUAUGAACCGCGUGCUGGAUCUUGUGGGCUCACCCAGCGAUGACGACCUCACCUGGAUCCCCAAGGAGAGCACGCGCAGCUACCUCAAACGCCUAGACAAAAAAACGCGCGCCGACUUUGCAACCACCUUUCCCGGGGCCACACCCGAGGCUCUUGAAAUGCUCGAAGCUAUCAUGCAGUUUGACCCUCGCAAGCGACCAAGCGCGGACAAGCUGAUCGCCUUUUCCUACUUUCACAACUCUGGUUAUCGUGAUCCCAAUGAGGAGGUGUGA
This is a messenger RNA of Monosiga brevicollis MX1, 1035 nucleotides long. RefSeq lists its product as uncharacterized. The record is from RefSeq and is a predicted model, not a curated record. The transcript is spliced from 6 exons. Gene Ontology annotation, biological process: intracellular signal transduction; protein phosphorylation. NCBI's taxonomy places the organism in Eukaryota, Choanoflagellata, Craspedida, Salpingoecidae. Gene Ontology annotation, molecular function: protein serine/threonine kinase activity; ATP binding. Gene Ontology annotation, cellular component: cytoplasm; nucleus. Bases 1 to 1035 code for a protein of 344 amino acids.